This is a messenger RNA of Olea europaea var. sylvestris, 3214 nucleotides long. RefSeq lists its product as uncharacterized. The record is from RefSeq and is a predicted model, not a curated record. Gene Ontology annotation, molecular function: protein binding. Bases 835 to 2850 code for a protein of 671 amino acids. The transcript is spliced from 9 exons. NCBI's taxonomy places the organism in Eukaryota, Viridiplantae, Streptophyta, Magnoliopsida, Lamiales, Oleaceae.
CUCUCUCAUAUCUUUGUUUAAACAACUUCAUUACCAAAGGAAUCAAGUUUGAAUUCUAGCUAGAGCAUUUGUCGGGAACCCUUGGACUUGGUGAAGAGAAUUUAACUUUGGAUAAUUGUAUGAUGUUGCUGUCGGGAAAUUUAUAGUGUAUAGACAUCUGUACUGCAGAAGCAUUUUCUGGGUUGCGUCGCCAUUGCGCUGCCGAUAUUCCCCCCAUAUUCACCAUUGAGUCCGCAGAUCUCGAGGCCAGUUAAAUAUAUCUCAAGCAUAGGUUGCAAAACGGGCCGAUUCGGUCCUUGAUAGUGAGCUUUACACCAUUGCCAAGUAAGAAUACGGAGAAUUUGGAAGAGUAUUGACUCUUUGGAGGCGUUGGUUAAUUUAUAUAUAAGUUUAAAGGGACUUUUGACUGUUGAGAUUUGAUACGGAGGCCAUAAUCAAAGGAGGGUCGGUGAUAUUGUUGGGAUUUGCUGUUUAACUUAUAUAAAUUCAAGGUGCACUGCCCGCAUUUCAAUCUGUUCGGUCUGUCCGUUUUGCAUUCGUUUUGGAUUAUUUUAUAGCUUCUUCUGUGUUGGGAUAUGAAAGUAAUUUAAAUAGUAUGGAACAUGAGAUUGGUACCUAGUACAUAGACAUGCUUGUUGGAUUAUAUACUGGAAUUGCGUACUGUGGGCUUAUUGCCUGAUUUGACGUAGUUUAGUGGGUUAGACUCCAUAAGUCAAUGUGGAUAUUUAAGUUGUUAAAUAAAGGGCUGAAGUGUUCAUUUUGAAAAGAUAUUAGGGAGGGAGAGGAGAGUUUAUGGUUUAAUGUUGAAUUCUGGCCCCAACGGCUUUGUAAGACAUGCCGAUUGUUGAUGAAGGAGAAGAAGUUUUCUUCGAUACUGUAAAUUACUUGUCAUCCGAGGAGUCUGUUGUAGUGGGAAAAAAUCUGGUGUGUCAUGAUAUAGGGUACGAGAUUUGGUUGAGAGCGCCACAGAGUGUCAAGGAAAGAAGGGAAAAUUUCUUGCACAGAAUGGGUUUUGGUGAUCGGGCAUCACUUGGUGAACCAGAGGCAAUGGGGUUGGAAAGGGUUAUGGAAUCUAGUGGAGCUGCUUCCAGUUCAUGUGUAUUAUCUACUUGUAGCACAGGUGACAAUACAGAGUGCGACAGACGGGAAUUGAUUGGUGAAACAAAUUGUUCAGUUGAUGAUUCUGACCACGAUUGGUUGGAUAUGACCAUUGAUGUGGAGAGGCAAAUCAAAGAGAACUACCUCUCUGUGGAAAAAUGUGAUAAUGGGGAAGUGCAGGCUUGUCUAGAAGAUUGCAGGUAUGUGGAUAAGAAAAGGAAGAAAAUGAUACGCUGGUGGAAACGCUUCACAAAGACAAUGAGGAAAGGCCGAGGUACCAAAUUAUCAAAUGAACAAAAGUUAGGUACUAAAGCAGGGAAUGCCACUUGGGUGAAGAUGGAACAAAAUAAGAAGCGGUGCAUGGAGUGCUCUGCUGUCUAUGUUGGACAAGAAAUUAGCGCACAUCAUGGCCUAAUCUGGACAAUGAAGUUUAGUCCUGAUGGCCAAUAUUUGGCUAGUGGAGGUGAAGAUGGGGUUGUUUGCAUAUGGCGUGUUAGUUCCAUAGAUGCAUCUUGCAAUGAUGCGGAAUGCAAGUUUGGUUGCCAGGACAUGGAAGGUCCAUCCAGUUCUCAGAGGAAAAAGUCAAGUCACCCGUCUGUCAUCAUUCCUGAAAGGAUAUUCCAUAUCGAAGAGGAGCCAUUUCACAUGUUUCAUGGCCAUACCAGUGACAUUUUAGACCUUGCAUGGUCCACAACUAAUCAUCUUCUUUCAUCAUCAAUGGACAACACUGUUCGUUUAUGGCAAGUAGGCUCUGAUGAAUGUCUUGGCAUUUUCCAUCACAGCUAUUAUGUAACAUGUGUUCAGUUUAAUCCUGGGGAUGAGAACUAUUUCAUCAGUGGCUCCAUAGAUGGUAAAGUUCGAAUAUUUGGAGUUACCAAGAAGAGAGUUGUUCAUUGGGCUAAUGCACGAGAUGUUGUAACGGCAAUAUGUUACAAGCCAGAUGGAAAAGGUUUUGUUGUUGGUUCUCUUUCUGGUACCUGCCGUUUCUAUGAAACAUCAGGUGACGAACUUGAGCUAAAAGCAGAGAUAAACAUUCAGGGUAGAAAGAAGUCAUCCGACAACAAAAUCACUGGCAUUCAGUUUCUGAAAAAUGACUCUCAGAGAGUGAUGAUAACAUCAGAGGACUCCAAAAUUCGGAUACUUGAUGGGCUUGAGGUUGUUCAUAAAUACCGAGGUCUAGCAAAAUCAGGAAGGCAGAUGUCAGCUUCUUUUACUUCCAGUGGGAGACACAUAGUAUCAGUUGGGGAGGACUCGCGUAUUUAUUUGUGGAAUUAUGAUGAUUUGUCCAUCCAGACAUCCAAACAAGCCAAAUCCAUCUGUUCCUGCGAGCAUCUCUUCUUUGAUGGCGUGUCUGUUGCACUACCUUGGUCGAAUUUGGCGACAGAACGAAGUAGUUUUGCUUGUGGCAAUUCCCAAUCUGACAUACAAACACUUGAUCACCAAGAAGUGUCCUCGAGGUUUCGGGAUUCAGAACAUUUUUCCCUUGCAAAUUGGCUCUCCACAGAUGGCUCAUCCCGGGCCUCUACAACAUGGCCUGAAGAAAUACUUCCUUCAUGGGAGGUACAAUCUGUUGAAAAUGAUUGUCAGCCAUGUAGUAAUUGUAGUGAUCAUCUUCAUCAGCAGCUGCAGCACAAGAAUAACAGCCAUGGAUCCAGAAUUCUAUCAGCAACUUGGGGUCUUGUGAUUGUUGCUGCUGGUUCGGAUGGAAUGAUUAGGACAUUCAACAAUUAUGGAUUGCCAGCCAGGAUUUAGGAGUUAAAUAAUUCGCCAUUUCGACACUUUUUAUAAGAAUUCAGAAAAUUUUGAAUUGACAGGAGUCACGCGUCCAGGUGAAAAUUUGCAGCAGAAAAUGUUGUUUAUAAGCCCUUGUAAGUAUGCUAUUGUUUUCCAAACUGUUAGAUUUCAGUUUCAGCAUAAGGUCAAGACUCCUGGCCUCUCGUUCUCUUUACCAUCCUUAGUGAUUCAUAUUAGGCUAGAUAAGGAAACAACAGGAUGUACAGAUUUUUUGUUCAAUUCAUUUUUUCAAAUGGAUCACACUUAUAAAUGUAAAUGGCAUUGUUAGCACAGAAAUGGCAGAAUUUACUGCUUAAAUAGAAUUGGGUUCUAGUAGGUUCAA